GCACUUCUAUUCCUAACAAGGUAUCAAAUUUACUACAAUUAGGUGGAAAUUUUAGCCUUCCUAACGUUUUCAACAAAAAGAACUCUAUUCAUGAGUUUAUAAAAGACUUAGAAAGUGAUACUAGAAGACAGCUAUUAAACAACAGAAUCACGUUGAGAAAUACGAUUCUACCUCAAUUUCACAACCUUAUAAACAAUAAUCAACUGCAAAAAACCGAAAAAAAUUUUAAAAAUAUGCUAGACUCCACGAUAGAAUUUCAAAGAGAAAACCCGGAUAUCCUUUUCACCAGAGCAGACAAGGGAAAUAUCACUGUAGCGAUAGAUAAGAGCCUGUAUUUUAAAAAAAUGACAGAUAUACUUGACGACAGGGAAACGUAUGAAGUGGUAAACAAAGACCCAUCCGGUAUACUAGAGAAAAAACUUAAUAAUUUACUAAAAAAUUGGGCGAAUAACAAAUACAUCUCUGAACUACAACACUUCCAAUUAAAAUCCAGCGACACCUCAUUACCCAAAGCCUACGGACUUCCUAAGAUCCAUAAAGAAAACUAUCCACUGCGGAUUAUCAUCUCUUCCAUCAAUUCUCCACUUCAUGAAUUCGCCUCCUUUAUAAACUCUAUCAUCUCGAAGAGCAUUCCACCCGCAAUCGGUCAUAUAAAUAACAGUUUUGAUCUAUAUAGAGCAUUGGCCGAGAAGACUCUUUUAGAUUCUGAAGUUUUUAUUUCCCUAGAUGUAGUCUCUCUUUUCACCAAUGUUCCUCUUGAUCUUGCCCUUGAAAGUAUAACUAAAAGAUGGAAUCUAAUUGAGAAAAAUACAAAGAUUCCAAAACACGAAUUUAUAACGGCCAUCAAACUCUUAUUACACUCCACAUACUUCACAUUCAACGGUAUUACUUAUAAACAAACAUUUGGUACACCCAUGGGAUCCCCUAUCUCUCCCUUGAUUGCUGACCUUGUAAUGCAGGACCUCGAAGAAUUCGUACUUAGAGAUAUCCAUACCUCCUUUUAUGUUCGUUACGUAGAUGACAUCCUGUUAUUAGUACACUCUGAUUCCAUUAACGACAUUCUUGAAAAGUUUAACUCAUAUCAUCAAAGACUACAAUUUACGUUAGAAAUUGAAAAUGAACGCACAAUUUCCUUUUUAGAUCUAAAAAUUUUAAUUCAAGACAAUAACUUGCUUAUAGAUUGGUACCACAAAAAGACGUUCUCAG
This is a messenger RNA of Vollenhovia emeryi, 1206 nucleotides long. RefSeq lists its product as uncharacterized. Lineage: Eukaryota; Metazoa; Arthropoda; Insecta; Hymenoptera; Formicidae. The annotation marks the transcript as partial. The record is from RefSeq and is a predicted model, not a curated record. The transcript has a single exon.